This is a messenger RNA of Sinocyclocheilus grahami, 2212 nucleotides long. RefSeq names its product apolipoprotein L6-like. The record is from RefSeq and is a predicted model, not a curated record. Gene Ontology annotation, biological process: lipid transport; lipoprotein metabolic process. Gene Ontology annotation, molecular function: lipid binding. Gene Ontology annotation, cellular component: extracellular region; membrane. Lineage: Eukaryota; Metazoa; Chordata; Actinopteri; Cypriniformes; Cyprinidae. The coding region runs from base 482 to 1813 and encodes 443 amino acids. The transcript is spliced from 10 exons.
UGAAGAAAGCCUGACUAGCAGCACCUGACUGCCGUCCAUGGAUUUACAGACACAACAAACACGGCAAGAAAGGGCGGAGUUAAUAACAUUCGCUACUUUACACUGCAAGACAUAAGUACUGUAUUAGCCUACAGUUGUAUAUUUUUUUCAUUUCAUAGACAGACCACAGAUUUGUUUCUCUUUCGCCCUGCUCCUUUAAGGCAUUUUUUUCUCUGGGAAGUGUGUGGACAUUCUAAUAAUGGACACAGAACUUUCUAAAACUGAUACCUUGUCUUACCUUGUCUGCCUUUUAUAUGUCUGUACUCUGUCCCUCUCACUUUCACUUACUGACACACUGACAUGUAUUGCAUGCUCCAUGUGUUGUGUGUUAGUUAACCCUUACUUAAUGUUCCACAUACUUGAUCUUUUUUUGUAAUUUCACUAGUUCUUAUAGGUGAUAAAACAUGUUGUAAUAGGAAGACAUCUGCUUCCCCAGCAGGGCAUGGAAAAAACAAAACAGUCCUUGGAGCCCUGUGAGAAACCUGAGGAUAAACAGUCAAAAUCUAUGCAGGUUACAGGUUCUGGAUUAGAUACAGACGAGCUGGUUAAUGUUGAGAGCCAACCAACAUAUAAGCAGGACACUAGCAAUGAAAUCAUGGAAAAGAAGUCUGACAAAGUGGCUGAGACACCUGGAGAAGAGGAGAAUCCAAAACAAAAGGGACAAAAGAAGAAACCCAGAAAUCCAUUUAUGCCCCAGAUUGCAGCAAAGAACAAAACAACUCAGAAGAAUGGAAACCAAAAUGGAGACAGUGGCAGUGACCUUGCAGAGACUAAAGACCCCAAGAAGUCCCUCAUGGAAUGGCUGGAUGAGUUCUGUUUAAGUGAAACUCAGAGAGAAGAUGAGGAGGAACUUGAUGGCCUCAUGGAUUGGUGGAACACUGUGGAACAAUGGGAGGACAUGCCCAAAUGUGACAACAUGACAGAGAAAGAGGAAGCCAAGGCUUUUGCUGUAACAGCUGAAAAGGUGCAAAAGGGCAUACGUGUGUUUAACAAACUUUUCUCAGAACGGGCAGAAGGACUGUGGCAGCACGUGAUCGACCUGCAUGCCAUUGCUGAUGGCCUGGACCGCUUCAACAAGAAAACCAAGAUUGCCCAGAUCACUGGUGGCUCCACCAGUGCUGUGGGAGGUGUUGCUACCAUAACUGGCCUCAUCUUAGCACCUUUCACAAUGGGAACCUCUCUGAUCGUCACUGCGGUUGGUCUGGGUGUUGCCAUGGCAGGUGGUCUUACCUCUGCAUCUGCUGGGAUAUCCAGUACCGUCAACAACUCUUUGGAUCGCAAGAAGGUGGAGCGCAUUGUGGAAGACUACCAGGCGAAGAUGGCUGACCUUAACAAAUGCAUGAAGUUUAUCAAGCAAGGCAUUACAAACCUAAGCAAGUUCAACCGGAAUAAGAUGAAGAAGCAUGCAUAUAAUCAAGACUACCCUUGUUUAAACAAUAUCUACGAGGAUGGCGCCAUGGCGGGCAAAGCUAUUCUCACCAAUGCCAAUGAGAUUAUGCGUGUGAUGCAGAUAGCCAACGCGGCCGGAACCACUGCGGCACGUGCUGUGCAGAUCGCUAGUAUAUCCACAGGUGUUCUGACAGGGCUUUUUGUCGGGAUGGACAUCUAUUUUGUGGCCAAGGACUCCCAUGAGCUGAAAAAUGGUGCAAAGUCAGAAUUUGCUGCCAAGAUUAGAGAGGUGGCAGAUCAGCUGCAUGAGGGCUUGAUGGAAUUUAACAUAAUCCGAGAUGAGUUGCGGUUGACCACCACUAUGAAAGAAGACAAACCAUCUUGAAAAGCUCUGUAAACACUCCCCUGAGUUUAUUUUUUACUUUCAGACUAGAUGAUAUAUAUAUAAAAAAUUAUAUGGUUCUAGAACUAUAGCUACUGACUUUCCUUAUUAGACAGCAAAGGAAAUUCGGGAUCUUAUUUUGUUUUUAUGACUUUAUAUCCACUGCUUGUUAGGGUAUAUUUGCUGCUUUUAUAAGGCUAUUUUGUAUUUUGUAAAACAACCUGAUAAAGAACAUUAGUUAGUUAAUUAUUUAUUACAUUUAAUUACUUGCAAAUUUACCAUUGCCCAAAUAUCUGUCUGUCUGUCUGUCUGUCUGUCUGUGUCAACAUUUUUGAUGGUUGAAAUGUCACCACAACUGUGUGACAGUCUUAAAGUGAUUUUAAAAACCAAUAAAAUAUAUUU